AUGGUUCUGCGAUUCAGCUUCUCGCUGUUCGAUGAAAUAUGGGAGUCUAACCAUAAGGCUCAUGCAAUUGCAUUUCAGGUUGAAAAGGACUGCCAUAUCAUUGUCGGCUGCUUGGAACAAUCCGAAGACGGCACAAUUUUUGUGAAGCAAAACCUGGCGCUCUACAUUUAUCGAGACUCGGUCGGUUGCUUUGCUGGAAGAAUCGUCUGCAGCCGACUUGACAUGAGAUGUUUCCGACGAUGUCAGUACGACGGCUACUUGAAAGCUAACGAUGCCGAAAUCUAUCUGCCCUAUAUGAAUGAGUCACAACUAAUCGCCACUGGUCAAAUGGAUAUUCUUGUCUCACCACUAACUUUGAAAGGGAACAGGCGCCUCACGAAUUGCGAGCACAAGCAGAAUCACGUGAAACGCUGUCACAUAGUUGUUGAGGAAAUGUUCCUCAAUGAAGGCACGCUGGCUUGUAACUCGCUGGAUAUUGUCGGCGAAGGUGUGCUCGAAAAUAAGAACAGGAUCUUUGCCGUUGAUAGUAUGGACAUUCGUCUGAACAACUUCAGCAACGACGAUGGACUGAUGGAAUCCAAGAAUUCGAUCAAAUUACUCUCAGCCACGAAGGAAUGGACGAAGCUGGGCGGCUCCAUCAAAGCCAAGCGUGGAUUCGAUCUGUGUGCACACAAGCUGGAUAUGGCUCUGAACGACGUGCACAAGCUGAUCAACGAGAAGAAGCUCUCGUUUCUCGGCGAGAAGCGAUCUGAUCAUUUCGACAAACAUUUGUGA
Ostertagia ostertagi is the source of this 774-nucleotide messenger RNA. The record is from the annotation of a GenBank genome assembly. Lineage: Eukaryota; Metazoa; Nematoda; Chromadorea; Rhabditida; Trichostrongylidae.